GCGAUAAAAAUGCUCUUCAGUCACCUGUGGUUCUAACAUUACCGCGACUGGUUGUAAAGGGAAACUGAUACACUGAUUAUAAUCAUUUUAUGUGAUAAUUAAAGAAAGAAACUCGCUAGUAAGAUGUAUGAAAGUACUCGCGUGUCGCCGCGAGUAUUCACGGCAAUACAAAAUGUUGAUAUCAUGGAGUUAUCAUUAUGUUCCCACAAGGAGAUCAGACCCAUCCUGCCGUGUUUGGUUAGAAUGAGCCUCAUCUCGCCGCUUGACAUAACGAAGGAAUGCGUGGAAGGUAGGAAGCAGGUUCUAACAAUAUUAUCGGGCAUCGAAUCCGUCAAUUCUAUUAUUGCCCUGUUAUCUAUUGAUUUCCACGCGCUCGAAACUGACGUCCGACAGGAACAACAGUUGAGGCAAAAGCUGGGUAGUGUGCAACGGGACAGCGUAUUGGCACAGUCUUUAUCAAGUGGCCUGGCUCUGGAGUUUGAGCGCAGCGAAUCCAUUCGCAGGAUUAGACUGGUGCUCAGUGAGAUCCUAUUUAUAGCAUCUCAGAUACAAGAACUGCAAAAGAAUCAGGAGUUUCAGAUCAAGCAGUCAGACUUAUUCGACAAUGCAGUCUACAUGGAGGAAAUAAGCUACGUCAUCUGCAUAGCACUUGCUGAAUUGCCAACAUUGCUGUCUAUUCUUGAUAUUACAGAGACCUUGCUGCAUGUCAAGCAUGGUCCAGAUAUUAUCUGCUGGAUUGUUGCCAAUAGUCCGGAUAGCUUUUCAGAGGUGUGCGCGCACUUAAUUGCUAAUGGGGAGCGACAAGAAGAAUCCGCAUUAGGUAGAAUCAGGACGCAAGCUAUCACGCUGCUCUCUCAGAUGAAUCCAAGUCAAGCAUUGGCAGUCAGGGCAAAAUGUGUGGAAUUGUGCAGGAUGCCCGCUUUGGCUAUCACUUUGAGUCUAGAACAUGAAAACGCAAACAGCUCGCAGCCCGAGAGUGAUGUCGUUGCUUUUGUGUCAGGUUUGUUAUUAGGAAGCGAUCAACAGGUACGCUCGUGGAUUGCAAUGUUUAUCCGGAAUGGUCAGAAGCGUAAAUGGGAGUCUCAAACGGCCUUGCAAUCGCUGCGGGAAGAAUUGCUCAAACGAUUACAAACAAUCGCUUCUCAGAGUACGGAUAGUCAAUUAGCAGAAUCGCAGGUAGUGCAAGCAAGCGCACUAUUGAGGCUUUACUGCGCUCUGAGAGGUAUCGGCGGCAUCAAGUUUCAAGAUGACGAGGUGGCGAUGAUCGUUCAGUUACUAACGUCACAUCCGCCGCCAUCGCCGGCCGGUGUCAGAUUCGUUUCCCUCGGUUUGUGCAUGUUGAUAGCCUGUCCUUCACUGAUCGGUCAUCAUAAUCUAGAGAAACGGAGCAUCGAGUGGGUACAGUGGCUGGUACGCGAGGAAGCCUAUUUUGAGAGUGCAAGCGGUGUUACGGCCAGUUUCGGUGAGAUGCUGCUGCUGAUGGCGAUACACUUUCACAGCAAUCAGCUAUCGGCAAUCUGCGAACUAGUUUGUGCCACUCUCGGCAUGAAGAUACCCAUUAGGCCGAACAAUCUCACGCGGAUCAAACAGAUCUUCAUGCAAGAAAUUUUUACUGAACAAGUGGUCACCGCUCAUGCCGUCAAGGUACCGGUCACGGCGAAUCUGAAUGCUAAUAUUCCUGGAUUUCUACCGGUUCAUUGUAUCCAUCAGUUGCUGAAGUCACGGGCGUUUGCAAAACAUCGGGUACCCAUCAAGAAUUGGAUAUACCGGCAAAUAUGUGCGAGUGUGCCACCGCUGCAUCCAGUUCUACCGGCUCUGGUGGAAGUGUACGUAAAUUCAAUCUUAGUGACAAAUAACAAAACGUCUGAGCAUACGAAUAAACCUAUCACUGAAAACGAAAUCCGCCGGGUAUAUCAGAAUAGCGUAUUUGGAGCGAAUUUCGAUUUUAAGAAGAAUUCCGUUAACAUUAUGCAAGUAGACAUCGAUAAUAUGGACAUUAACACUUCGAAACCUUCGCUCACAUCUCAGUUAUUGCUGCUGUAUUAUCUUUUGUUAUACGAGGAUGUAAGAUUGUCCAACAUGCAUACCUUCAUAUCGCAAGGCAGAAAGGUCAAGUCGUAUUCGACGGAAUUUUUAUCCGAAUUACCAAUUAAAUAUUUGUUACAAUUAGUUCAACGGGAUCAGAUGAACUACGCCAGUUUAUUUUCGCCACUUCUUCGGCUAUUGGCCACUCACUUCCCGCAUUUAUCCCUGGUGGACGAUUGGCUCGAUGACGAGAUGAUCAAUAUAGAUUCUCCAAUCGCGAGUUAUGAGAACACAAAAAUCAGCGACAUCGCGAUCGUCGAAGCUUUCAGUCAUAUUAAAACUUGUCCCUCGAGGACAGGAAGAUUAUUGAGACAAUUAAUGACAAUGAAACCGACUGAAAUCUGGCCUCACGCUGAGCUGAUUGUACAUUAUUUUAAAGAUAUUCUUGAUGAACAAGUUCCUAGAUAUAUACAAGAACUUUACAAACAAGUAUGGCUCAGGCUUAAUACCGUGCUACCGCGUUGUUUGUGGGUUCUUUCCAUAAACGCGCUAUUAAUAGAAAAUUUAAUAGUAAAAAAUGUUUUCUUAACACAAGAUAAUAUUGUAUUGGAUCCGUUGCAAGUACUCAGAUGUGACACGAGAGUUUUCAGAUGCGCGCCGAUUUUAUCUGUGAUUCUUAGGAUUUUGCAAGCUACAUUGGCCGCGUCGCGAUCUCAGUUAUCCAGACAUAUGCAAGAUAAGCCUUUGACCGAGAAAAUCGGACAACUAACAAGCGAAACAGAGAGAGAAGAUUUAAGAAUAGCUUUAGUGAGUGGCCAGGAAAGUGCGGCAGUACAAAUUUUAUUAGAAGCAUGUCUGGAGACUACGGAAGACAGGAAUACUCCUGGACAAAUGUGGUCACUCCGAGAAAUACGGAGUGUUGUAUGCUCGUAUUUACAUCAAGUAUUCAUAGCUGAUCCGUCUCUGGCCAAGUUAGUUCACUUUCAGGGCUAUCCACGGGAAUUAUUGCCGAUAACGGUUUCCGGAAUUCCAUCUAUGCACAUAUGUCUCGAUUGGAUCCCGGAAUUGUUGUCGCAGCCUGAACCGGAAAAACAAGUAUUCGCGGUUGACUUGGCUUCGCAUCUGGCGAUUCAAUAUGCUUUACCAAAGGCUUUGAGCGUUUGCCGACUGGCGAUCAAUACUUUGAUAACAUUAUUAGGAGUAUUAUCUGCCAAAGAUCGAUUCGUUCUUUUCAUGCCGGUAUUAUCAUCGUUGACGCGGAUAUGCCUAGCAUUUCCUCCAUUGGCCGAGGAUACCAUAGGUUUAUUGCUUCAACUUGGUAGAGUCAGUUCGGCACAGGCAGCUCUAGGCGACAGAAUGACAAAUUUAUUGUGUCAAGAAGUGAAUACGACGUUUUGUACUUUGCUACAGAAAGCCAUACUGCAAUCGCGAGUUUACUAAAGCGCGACUUAAUAUAGUAAUUGUACAAAGUUGUCUGAUUAGAGAGUUCUACUGUAUAUUAUGUAAGAUAUAUUUAUAUAAUAUAAAUUAUCUCUUCUACCCUCUUCAUCACAGAUCUUAAGCAACUUUGUGAUCUAUUUUUGAAUCAAUUAGAGAUAUCCUUGAUAAAUUUAUAAUAUUAAUUAUACUGCUCGUUCUUGCGAUCAUAUUGUGUCAAUCUAACGUGAUUAUGCCAAUGUAAGUAAAUCAAAGAUAUA
Molecule: messenger RNA, 3722 nt
Organism: Camponotus floridanus (Florida carpenter ant)
Lineage: Eukaryota; Metazoa; Arthropoda; Insecta; Hymenoptera; Formicidae
Gene: IntS2
Product: integrator complex subunit 2
Exons: 5
Coding region: 124-3465 (1113 amino acids)
Biological process (GO): snRNA 3'-end processing
Cellular component (GO): integrator complex
Source: RefSeq, a predicted model, not a curated record